AUGGUGCAUUCAUUGUGGACUAUACGUCCUUCGACGAUGGGGUUUGAUGCACUAGAUUUGUAUGUUUGUCAUCCCCAUUUGUUCACGAUUGAACUUCGCCAUGGUGGGAAGUUCACACCUUUUCCAAAUGUAAGAUAUGUUAAGGGGAAACUUACGUAUAUUGAUUUAGUUUAUAUAGAUGAGUUUUCAGUGCAUGAACUCGACGCUAUGAUGCUAGAACUAGGAUAUGUGGUUCCCCCAGUAAUAUAUUAUCACUUCAGGAUUCCCAAUGAAGACUUGAUUUUUGGCCUUAGAGCUCUAGGUAAUGUUCAAGAUGUGUGUAACCUAGCUAAAUAUACUGGAGCAAACAAGGUGAUCCAGGUGUAUACUGAGCAUGGCACAACCAACUUGGUUACAUACUUCAUGUCACCAAAUAAGAGAAAUGGUGUUGUCAUUGAAGAACUAAACGAAGAAGAUGAAGUGGCAAUUGAACCAAAACAAAGAAAACAAAAACUAUUUCAUGAUCCCCAACAUGAAAGUUGUAGUUCAUCAUUACCACUUGUGGUUUAUGGAGGUGAAUCAAAAUCACUUUCGCCAGAAAUGAGGAGAACAAGAAAUUGGAAGCCAAGAGAGGGUACUAGGUCAUGUUCUAAGAGGUUAUACAGGGAAACUGAAAUUGGGGAUAAUCAAGACAAGGAAGCACUAUCAAGUGAAAUCACGGAUAAGCAAGACAAGGAAGCACCAUCAAGUGUGACAAGAGAUAAUCAAGACAAGGAAGCAUCAUCAAGUGUGACAAGAGAUAGUCAAGACAAGGAAGUACAACAAAAACAUGAGCUUGAUGCAGCAACUGUGUAUUUACCAAUUGGUUUAUCUGAAAUGUUGAAUGUAAACUUUGAUCCAUUUGAAGGGUUACAUGAUAGUGAAAACAACAACAGAACAGACCCUACAAAAAACCACCUUGGUAGUGAAUAUCAAGACUUUGAUCAAGAUAAUGGAGGUUUAUUUGAUGGUCAAGCAAACGAGUUCAAUUCAGAAAAGGGUGAAGAUGAUUAUAGUGAUGAUGAUAGUGAUCCUGAUAGUCAUUCUGAUAGUGAUGUUAUAGUAGAUGUAGACAAUGAAGUUAAUGACAUUGAUGUUGACAUGAGUGACUUUAGAAUGAACAUUGAUGAAGGUGUGGAGUAUUCAGGGUUUGGGUUUAAGAAUGAUGUAGAAGAAGAACAAGACACAUAUGAAGAAGAAGACCUUGAAGUAACUGAUUGUGAUGGAUGGGAGUCAUUAGGAGAAGACUCUGAUAGUGAAAAGAACAGGAGGGUUCUAUUAAAGUGA
This is a messenger RNA of Lactuca saligna, 1305 nucleotides long. Lineage: Eukaryota; Viridiplantae; Streptophyta; Magnoliopsida; Asterales; Asteraceae. The record is from the annotation of a GenBank genome assembly.